AUGCUGCUAAUUUGGACCCUCUCAGUGCUGCUGGGGGUAGUAGCAGGUAAAGAAGUCUGCUUCCCAAGGCUCGGCUGCUUCUCAGAUGACUCCCCAUGGUCUGGGAUUGUAGAAAGACCCCUUCACAUCCUGCCCUGGGCUCCACAAGACGUCAAUACCCGUUUCCUCCUGUACACAAAUGAGAACCCAACCAACUUUCAAGAACUAGUUGCAGAUGCAGCAAGUAUCCAGGGCUCCAACUUCAGAACUGACAGGAAAACACGCUUUAUUAUUCAUGGAUUCAUAGACAAGGGAGAAGAAGGCUGGCUGUCCAACAUGUGCAAGAACAUGUUUCAGGUGGAAAGUGUGAACUGCAUCUGUGUGGACUGGAAAAGAGGGUCCCGUACUGGGUACACCCAGGCCUCCCAGAACAUCCGGAUUGUAGGGGCGGAAGUGGCGUAUUUCAUUGAAGUUCUUCAGUCAUCGUUCGGAUACUCUCCUGUCAACGUUCACAUCAUUGGCCACAGCCUGGGCUCUCACGCCGCCGGGGAGGCCGGAAGGAGGACCAACGGGGCCGUGGGACGGAUCACAGGACUGGAUCCAGCCGAACCUUGCUUUGAGGGCACACCUGAAUUAGUCCGACUGGACCCCAGUGAUGCCAUGUUUGUGGACGUGAUCCACACAGAUGCCGCUCCCAUCAUCCCCAACAUGGGGUUUGGAAUGAGCCAAACCGUGGGUCACCUUGACUUCUUUCCCAACGGAGGAAAAGAAAUGCCCGGAUGUCAGAAGAACAUUCUCUCUCAGAUUGUUGACAUCGAGGGGAUCUGGGAAGGAACUCGUGACUUUGUGGCCUGCAAUCACUUAAGAAGCUACAAGUAUUAUGCUGACAGCAUUCUCAACCCGAAUGGCUUUGCUGGGUACUCUUGUGCCACAUACAGUGCUUUUACUGCCAAUAAGUGUUUCCCCUGCCCAAGCGAAGGCUGCCCACAGAUGGGUCACUAUGCUGAUAGGUUUCCUGGGAAAACCAACGGAGUGGGUCGGGUGUUUUAUCUGAAUACUGGUGAUUCCAGUAAUUUUGCCCGUUACAGGUACAAGGUAUCUGUCACGCUGUCAGGAAAGAAAGUCACAGGACAUAUAUUAGUUUCUUUGUUUGGAGACAAAGGAAACUCUAAACAGUAUGAGAUUUUCAAGGGCACUCUCAAUCCCGACUACACUCAUUCCAAUGAAUUUGACUCAAAUGUGGAUGUUGGAAACCUGCAGAAGGUUAAAUUUAUUUGGUAUAACAACGUGAUCAACCCAACUCUCCCCAGAGUGGGAGCAUCCAAGAUUGUGGUUGAAAGGAAUGAUGGGAAAAUAUUCAACUUCUGUAGUCAAGAAACUGUGAGAGAGGAGGUUCUGCUCACCCUCCACCAAUGUUAG
This is a messenger RNA of Elephantulus edwardii (Cape elephant shrew), 1398 nucleotides long. RefSeq names its product pancreatic lipase (gene PNLIP). Gene Ontology annotation, molecular function: triacylglycerol lipase activity; protein binding. Lineage: Eukaryota; Metazoa; Chordata; Mammalia; Macroscelidea; Macroscelididae. The record is from RefSeq and is a predicted model, not a curated record. The transcript is spliced from 12 exons. The coding region runs from base 1 to 1398 and encodes 465 amino acids. Gene Ontology annotation, biological process: lipid metabolic process.